AUGGUCAUGCAGAGCUCAGGUGGCUAUUCUGCUUUCUUUUCUUCAGGCUACCGUGCCAUCCGUGCACCCGGGACAGGAGAACCCCUUGCCAACAAGCCUUUUCCCCAUCCUUUCCUCGAGUAUGCCAUCUGCCAGGAUUGUGAAUGUACCAAUCCCUUGCGGCCACUUCCCGAAGUCUCUAGAAAGCGUCGUAACUCGGUGAUCAGGUUUUUUGAUAAGGUGGCAUCGAACGCCACCGAUGUGAAGGAGAGGCGGCGCCGAUCUUUUGUCGAUUUCGACCUAUGGACGAGGGUUGGGCUUCAGAGAUCGACUUCACGAAAUUCAUGUGCUGAAAAAUCCCCACUUCAGCCACAGACAAUCGACCCGUUCAGCUCAUCGCCAGAGUCAAAGUCGUUUUUUAUUGAACUCGCAGACUCUCCCAUCCAUAUCAAGAGUCCAUCCUCUUUUAGUCGUUCGAAACGAAACACUCUUCUCUUCUCACCGUCGUCUACCACUCGCGAUAGCUCCUUCACUAAGCGAGAAAGAGAAAGACCGACCUCAGUCCAUACAUUACCCACAUGCCGCCCUACCGACCCUCGUCGCCGACAUUCGUCCAUCUACUCAGUGCCCUCUUCUUACCUGGGUAAAAUGGAGAGGGAACUAGACCUGGGCUCGAGUGUCGAAAAAGACCUUUCACUCCCGCUGCCAGAGGAAUCGGAAUGGAGUGACCCUGGUGAGCUGGACUGGCGGCAGUUUCAUUUCGAAUUGUUAGAUGGAUUUUGA
Marasmius oreades (fairy-ring Marasmius) is the source of this 762-nucleotide messenger RNA. RefSeq lists its product as uncharacterized. The coding region runs from base 1 to 762 and encodes 253 amino acids. NCBI's taxonomy places the organism in Eukaryota, Fungi, Basidiomycota, Agaricomycetes, Agaricales, Marasmiaceae. The record is from RefSeq and is a predicted model, not a curated record. The transcript is spliced from 3 exons.